CGCAACACCCAGUUGAGCCGAAAGGCCCCCUGAGGAUAUCGGCUCUGGCUGCGCGGCGCUACCCUGACCUGGCUCCCGGAGCAGGACCGGCCAUGAAGCUAAAAGAACUUGAACGGCCAGCUGUCCAAGCGUGGAGCCCAGCCAGCCAGUACCCUGUGUAUCUGGCCACAGGAACAUCUGCCCAGCAGCUAGAUGCCUCCUUUAGCACAAAUGGCACAUUGGAAAUCUUUGAGAUUGAUUUCAGGGACCCCUCUUUGGACUUGAAACACAAGGGAGUCCUUUCUGCCUCAAGCAGGUUUUACAAGCUGAUCUGGGGGAGCUUUGGCGAUGGGCUUCCGGAAGGCUCCGGGGUCAUUGCAGGUGGCGGGGACAAUGGCCUGCUUACUCUAUACAAUGUGACCCACAUCCUGUCUUCUGGGAAGGACCCUGUGAUUGCCCAGAGACAGAAGCACACAGGGGCUGUCAGAGCCCUUGACUUUAAUCCUUUCCAGGGCAACCUCCUGGCCUCGGGGGCCAGUGAUUCUGAAAUCUUUAUUUGGGAUUUGAAUAACUUAAAUGUGCCAAUGACCCCAGGAUCUAAGUCACAGUAUCGUGAGCCUCCAGAAGACAUCAAGGCACUGGCUUGGAACCGGCAAGUUCAACACAUUCUAUCUUCUGCUCACCCCAGUGGCAAGGCAGUUGUGUGGGAUCUCAGGAAGAAUGAACCUAUCAUCAAAGUCAGCGAUCAUAGCAACAGGAUGCACAGCUCAGGCCUGGCCUGGCACCCAGACAUAGCCACCCAGUUGGUGCUGUGUUCAGAAGAUGAUCGUUUUCCAGUGAUUCAGCUGUGGGACUUGCGCUUUGCCUCCUCGCCCCUGAAGGUGCUGGAGAGCCACAGCAGGGGGAUCUUGUCAGUGUCGUGGAGCCAGGCUGAUGCUGAGCUUCUGCUCAGUAGUGCCAAGGACAACCAGAUCUUGUGUUGGAACCUGGGGAGCAAUGAGGUAGUAUAUAAGCUAUGCACACAGAGCAGCUGGUGCUUUGAUGUGCAGUGGUGCCCUCGGGACCCUCCAGUGUUCUCUGCUGCCUCCUUUGACGGCUGGAUCAGUUUGUACUCCGUGAUGGGUAGGAGCUGGGAAGUCCAGCAGAUGAGACAGGCUGACAAGAUCUCUUCUUCCUUUGGCAAAGGCCAGCCUCUCCCACUGCUGCAGGUACCAGAGCAAGUGGCCCAAGCAUCAUUGAUACCUCCUCUAAAAAAACCCCCCAAAUGGAUGAGAAGGCCAGCAGGUGUUUCAUUUGCUUUUGGAGGGAAGCUGGUUACCUUUGGCCUCCCCAGUACCCCUGCCCAUCAGGUGCCACAGCCUUGCCUCCGCCUAGUCUUCAUCAGUCAAGUCAUCACAGAAUCUGAAUUACUGAGGCGGUCAGCUGAGCUGUGGGAGGCCCUGGAAUCAGGAAAUCUUCUGAAUUAUUGUCAGAACAAGAUCGAACAAACAUCACUGCAAAGUGAAAAGAUGCUCUGGCAAUUCCUGAAGGUGACCUUAGAGGAAGACUCCAGAAUGAAAUUUCUAAAACUAUUAGGAUACAGUAAAGAUGAGUUCCAGGAGAAGGUGGCCACGGGUUUGAAGAGUGACUUGGGGCUGGGCGACAGCCCUCAGGCCAAGGGACAUGAUCUCCACAGUAACAGACAGCAGGCUUUCUGCAGCCAGACCUCCGAACACAUCACAGAGGAAGCCUCUGCCUCCUCAUCCUUCUUUGAUGAGCUGGUCCCUCAGAAUAUGACUCCAUGGGAGAUCCCCAUCACAGAAGACACUGAUGGACUCCUGAGCCAGGCUCUCCUGCUUGGAGAACUACGCCCUGCUGUGGAGCUGUGUCUGAGAGAAGAGCGCUUUGCUGAUGCCAUCAUCCUGGCCCAGGCUGGGGGCGCAGAUCUGCUAAAGCAAACACAGGAGUGCUACUGGGCCAAGAAGAAAACCAGAAUCUCUUCGCUGCUAGCCUGUGUUGUACGGAAGAAUUGGGAGGAUAUGGUUUCUGCCUGUAGCCUGCAGAACUGGAAAGAGGCACUGGCCUUGCUACUGACAUACUCUGGGCCAGAGAAAUUCCCUGAGCUCUGUGACAUGCUGGGUACUCGCAUGGAGCAGGAGGGUGGCAGAGCACUAAUCUCCGAAGCCAGACUCUGUUAUGUGUGCUCAGGCAGUGUGGAGCAGCUGGUGGAGUGUUGGGCAAAAUGCCACCAGGCUUCAUCCCCCCUGGCUCUACAGGACCUGAUGGAGAAGGUGAUGGUCCUUAACAGGAGCUUGGAGCUACUGCGGGGUCCUGACGGGGUGAGCUCAGGCCCUGCCACAACCUGCAGGGUCACUCAGUAUGCCAGCCUCCUGGCAGCCCAGGGCAGCCUGGCCACUGCCAUGGGCUACCUACCCAGUGACUGUACUCAGCCACCAGUUCAGCAGCUGAGAGAUCGACUUUUUCAUGCCCAAGGUUCUGGUGUCUUGGGCCAACAGUGUCCUCCUUUCCCCUUCCCACGGGUUGUUGUGGGAGCUACCCCCCACUCUAAAACAUCUUACAGAUUGGAAUUCCGGCCUUCUCACCAGGUUCCAACUCCAUCUCCAAGGCCAAGGAUUUUCACACCUCAGUCAUCACUGGUGACACCCUUGAUACCUUCCCAUCCUGGCCCUUAUCAAAGCUUCCAAACACAGAAUAUAAAUGAUUACAGGGUACCUAAGCCCCAGGCGGCCCAGCCUUUGCCUUUGGGCCCUGGUGUAAGGCCUGCUUUAUUUGAGCCACUGCUGUUAAGAGGGCAAAAAGCCCAAGUUCCUAACCCCAUGGGGUUCCCUGGAACAUGGCCUCUUCCUGGUCCACCUCCACCCAUGGUACCCCCAGAUGUCAUACAGCCUGGCUCUACCUCCCUGGCCGAGACUACUCGACUGUUCCCUCCACUUACUGUGAGACUACCAGGGGUCAGCCCUACAAGCUUCCGGUCCCUAGCCCCUCCUGUCAAUUUCUCUGCGACACACCCUCCAGGAGGGCCAGGUGCUACAUGCUGUAGUGCACUCCCAACCACUGGCCCCUCGACUGCUCACCCAGGACCUCAAGAUUCCUUGAAAAAUGCCCCAGUGCCCAGGGUAGACCUCCAGAGGAAAAAGUUGCCAGAGACAUUUAUGCACCCGGCACCGAUUACUGCUCCAGUUAUGAGCCUCACCCCUGAGCCACGAGGGGUCCUUUCCUCACAGCCUUCUGUCCUUGGUGUGGGCCAUGCUCCCCCAGGAGCUCCAGGAGAAUUCAGCCUGCAGCAACUUCAGCAGCGGCCCCCUGGGAAGGUGGAAGGGAAAGAGCUGUCUCCAGAGCAUCAGUCCCUGAAGACCAGCUUUGAGAAGCUUCUGCAACGCUGCUCCCUGUUUGCCACUGAUAUGAAGACAAAACGGAAGCUGGAUAAGGCAGCCCAACGUCUAGAAUGUCUAUAUGCUAAGCUCUGCCAGGGCACAACACUUGAAUUUGGACAGACAAGCAACCCAGCCACCUUUCAGUGUGGCUGUGUCAGUAUCGGAAUGAAAUGAACAUGACCCCCUCCAGCAGGGAAGGAACACACAGUAAAGUCCUUCAGCCAAUCAGAACUCAAGUGCCAGAGAAAGAUUGAGUCGAUCAAAAGAACACUCCAGGAUCCUCCCAGACAAAUGCAGAAGAAGGAGACGAGGAAAGGGAGACAAAGAGAGGAACACGGAGAAAAAGGACAAAGAAAGAAGCGGGGGAGGAAGAGAGACAUGGCAAAUCCCCUCCACACAAUCACCGCUUGGGGUUUCUCUCCUCCCUCUUGCCUACGCCCUCCCGCCCAACCACGACCUCCCCCACCCAUACACACUCACCCGCAGACUCAGACUCACAGGGAGGAGAGCCUGGUCCCCAAGGGGAUUUAGGAGGGACUGUGCUUUCCCGGUUGUCCUUUGUAGGGCUUUGAGCCUUAAUCUGCAUUCAGAGUAGCUUUCUUCAGAGAAAAAUAUACCAUGCACUGGGUGAACCUCAGCCCUCCGAUUUGAGAAUGUGGGGGAUUCAACCCAACCACCUCUGUAAGUUAGAAAGAAGCUUGGGCUACUUUAGGGAACCUGAUGGUUUCUUCCUUUCAACUUUUCCAUGGAACACUUUACUUGUUGAACACCUACUACAUUCUCAACCCGACGCUAGGCAUCGUGGACGUUUUAAAAAGACAAAACAUGAUUUCUGCCCUCGAGACAUUUAUAGCCCAGUAAGGUGGUAAUAUAAGAGUGUAAUUUAAUAAGGUAUUAAGUUGCUUCAAACUGACUAUAAAUCACAUAGGCUUAUUUAGGGAAGGUUUUCUAAAGAGGGUAGAAUUUGAACUUCAAAGAAGGGUUGAGAUUUCAGGAGGUAGCCAAAACCCUACCCUCUUAAAACUCUGGUGGUGAAGCAAGUAGGGCACUGAAGCUUCUUGCUCAGCCAUCUCUGAGUUGCUGUCCCUUUUGUGCACUAGAGAGGAAGGGUCACCUCAGUCACAGUUCCGGGGUCCUCAAAGGGCCCCCAACUUACUUGCACGUGGCCACAUCUCCUGCAUGGGCGUCUACAUGGCCUUUCCUGAGGGCUCCCCAGAGGCAAUGGUCUAUGUUCUCUACCUUUUAUCCUUGGUGCUCGCUCUUCAGAACCCUUUCCAGCCAGAUCUACACUGGCAAACUCAACUGGAAAAGAAAGAAUUAUCAGAUUAAUUCAUUGUCAGAUUAUUCAGAAUAGGCUGGAUGAUUGAGGGCUCUUGACUUGAGUCUUUUGACGGACUAACUUUGUUGUCCACCUGGAAUCUUCCAGACCAGGCCUUUAUUUGUGAUUCCUAAGUGUGACAUAAGCUUAGUAGAUUUUGACUUCCACUCAACUUCAGGGCCUUUGUUCUCUCUUCUUUUCUCCCUCAGCUUUAUUGAGGUAUGAUUGACAAAUAAAAAUUGUAUAAAUU
This is a messenger RNA of Zalophus californianus (California sea lion), 4921 nucleotides long. RefSeq names its product SEC31 homolog B, COPII coat complex component (gene SEC31B). Gene Ontology annotation, biological process: intracellular protein transport; COPII-coated vesicle cargo loading; endoplasmic reticulum organization. Bases 93 to 3527 code for a protein of 1144 amino acids. The transcript has 28 exons. Gene Ontology annotation, cellular component: COPII vesicle coat; endoplasmic reticulum exit site. Lineage: Eukaryota; Metazoa; Chordata; Mammalia; Carnivora; Otariidae. The record is from RefSeq and is a predicted model, not a curated record. Gene Ontology annotation, molecular function: structural molecule activity; protein binding.